This is a messenger RNA of Callithrix jacchus (white-tufted-ear marmoset), 8420 nucleotides long. It is a transcript of the gene URGCP, whose product is annotated as upregulator of cell proliferation. The record is from RefSeq and is a predicted model, not a curated record. Lineage: Eukaryota; Metazoa; Chordata; Mammalia; Primates; Cebidae. Gene Ontology annotation, molecular function: GTP binding.
UUUUGAGACGGAGUUUCGCUUUUGUUACCCAGGCUGGAGUGCAAUGGUGUGAUCUCGGCUCACUGCAACCUCUGCCUCCUGGGUUCAAGCAAUUCUCUUGCCUCAGCCUCCCGAGUAGCUGGGACUACAGGGACGCGCCACCAUGCCCAGCUAAUUUUUGUAUUUUUUGUUUGCUUGUUUGUUUUUUUGAGACGGAGUUUCACUCUUGUUACCCAGGCUGGAGUGCAAUGGCGUGAUCUCGGCUCACCAUUACCUCCGCCUCCUGGGUUCAGACAAUUCUCCUGCCUGAGCCUCCUGAGUAGCUGGGAUUACAGGCACGCGCCGCCGUGCCCAGCUAAUUUUUUGUAUUUUUAGUAGAGACGGGGUUUCACCAUGUUGACCAGGAUGGUCUCGAUCUCUUGACCUCGUGAUCCACCCGCCUUGGCCUCCCAAAGUGUUGGGAUUAUAAGUGUGAGCCACCGCGCCCGGCCAGAAGAGCUCUUUUUUUUAAAGGAUCCAAUGCCAAUGCAGUGGCUCAUGCCUAUAAUCCCAGCAGUUUGGGAGGCUGAGGCAGAGGAUGGCUUGAACCCAGGAGUUUGAGGCAGCAGUGAGCCAUGAUGACACCACUGCAUUCAAGCCUGGGCAACACAGUAAGACCCUAUCUCCCUGUCUUUAAAAAAAAAGAGACCUACCUGUAUGCUAGGAGCAUCCUUCUCACUUUAGGUCAGACAUGGUGGUUCUGUUUUAAAUUUGUUGAAUUGUCACUUACUUUUUCUUUCUCUUUUUUUUUUUUUUGAGGCAGGUUCUCACUCUGUGGCCUAGGCUGGAGUGCAGUGGCAUGAUUCCAGCUCACUGCAACCUCUGCCUCCUAGGUUCAAGUGGUUCUCCUCCCUCAGCCUCCUGAGUAGCUGGGAUUACUGGCAUGCGCCACCACCCCUGGCUAAUUUUGUAUUUUUAGUAGAGACAGGGUUUCACCAUGUUGCCCAGGUUGGUCUUGAACCCCUGACCUCAAGUGAUCUGCCUGCCUCAGCCUCCCAAAGUACUGGGAUUAUAGGCUUAAGCCACUGCACCAAGCCAACUUUUUCUUUUUUCCUUUUUGAGACAGCGUUUUGCUCAGGCCCCCAGGCUGGAGUGCAAUGGCACCAGCAUGGCUCACUGCAGCCUCAACCUCCUGGGCUCAAGUAGUCCUCCUGCCUCACCCUCCUGAGUAGCUGAGACUACAGGUACAUGCCACCACACAUGGCUAUUGUGAAUUUUAAGAAAUUUUUUUUGUAGAGAGAGGGUCUUACUGUGUUGCCCGGGCUGUUCUUGAACUCCUGGGCUCAAGCAGUCCUCCCAUCUCAGCCUCCCUAAGUGCUGAGAUUUUAGGUGUGGGCCACCACACUUAGCCCAUUGUGACUUUUUAUAAAUUGUUAGCUGCUUUAUUUUAAGUAAUAUACGUUCAUGCUGCAAAUUUUUAAAGUCUCUAAUACUUUCUUUUAGGACACUAAAAAUCUUAUUCUUAGAUCCGGUUGGGAGUCAUUUGGGUGGAACAAGUGGUAGGGACCUACCUUAAUUUUUUUCCAGGUUUUUGUGAUUGAAUAAGUUCUAGACACUCAAUGCCACCUAGAUCAUUGAUGAAAUUUUUGACUGCAUUUGGGCCUGUUUCUGGGAUCUCCUUUUACUAAUUUCUCUGUGUAUUCAUGAACAACCUUAAAUUAUUGUAGACUAUUUAAUUAUUAAAUUAUUAUGUUCUGUUAUGUGGGAAGUUUUGUCCUUCACUGUUCUUUUUCAAAAAUUUUCUGAUUGUUAUUUUAUAAAUAUUUUUUCACAGAAUCAACUGGUUUUGAACCUAAAUUUACUUACGGGUUAAUUUGGAGAGAAUUGGCUUUUAAAAUUAUAUUAAAGGCCAAGCAUUGUAGUUUACGCUUAUAAUCCUGGCAUUUUGGGGGACUGAGGCAGAUGGAUCACAUGAGCCCAGGAUUUGAGAUGGGCCUGGACAACAUAGUGAGAUCUCGUCUCUUAAAAAAAAAAUUAAGCCUUUCUAUCUAAGACAGAAUACACCUUUUCAUUAUUGUGUGUGUGUGUGUGUGUGUGUGUAUAUAUUUUGGAGACAGAGUCUCACUCUCACUCUGUUGCUCAGGCUGAAGUGCAGUGGCACGAUCUCAGCUCACUGGAACCUCCACCGCCCAGGUUCAAGUGGUUCUCCUGCCUCAGCCUCCUGAGUAGCUGGGAUUACAGACGCUUGCCACCACGCCCCAUGCCCGGCUAAUUUUUGUAUUUUUAGUAGAGAUAGGGUUUCACUAUGUUGGCCAGGCUCAUCUCGAACUCCUGACUUCAGGUGAUCUGCCUGCUUCAGCCUCCCAGGGGCGAGGAUUACAGGCAUGAGCCAUCAUGCCUGGCCUAUCUUUUUUUUCUUUUUAAACUCUUUCCUCUGAAAAUCCAGAAACAGAUUUCUUUUAAAUUAAACAACAUUUUAUUUUAAUUUUUAUUUUUUUGAGACGGAGUCUUCUUACUCUGUCACCCAGGCUACAGUAUGCUGCAGCCUCAAACUCCUGGGUUCAAGCGAUUCUCCUCAGCCUCCUAAAUAACUGGGACUUAAGGCACAUGCUGCCAGACCCAGUUAAUUUUUAAAUUUUCUGUAGAGUCAGGGUUUCACUGUGUUGCCUGGGCUGGUCUUGAACUCCUGGCUUUGGAACUCCUGACCUCAAGUGAUAACUCUCAUCUUGGCCUCCCAAAGUCCUGGGUUUAUAGGCAUGAGCCACUGUGCCUAGCCCUUUUCAGUUCUUCAAGUCUUAUUUGGAUUCAGUAUCAAAAUUCUUCUCAUAUAGGUGUUGUACGUUUAUAACAUGUAUUGUUUUUCUUGUUGCUACUGUAAAUGGGAGCUCUCCUUCCACGUUUCUAACCUAUUUGUGUGAUAGGAAGGCAAUUAUUUAUUUUAACUUUAUAUGCCCUGGCUUACUGCAUUCUUUCAUUGUUUAGAUAGUUUUCAGGUUGAUCUCUUGUUUUUUUUCCAGGUCUGCCUGCACCAUUGUUUCUUUGCAUUAUGGAGAAAAUGCAAGUUGAUUCUUUGUUGCGAGUGCACUGUGAUGUCAGGUGGAGGUAGUAGAGAGUGUGUCUUUAGGGAAGCUGCCGAUGGUGGUGUCACCUGUACAUGGUCAAAGAUUACCUUUUCUAGGUCUCCAAAACCCUUCCAGCUCAGUGCCUGCUUAGCAUAUCCAAGGGUAGGGGUUUCGGGCCAGCCUGUCAGUGCCAUUUUGCUCACGAUCCCCUCUAGUCUUGCUUUACCCACAGACCUCCCUAUCUGAGAAAGGAGCAACUGAUUAAACCUGGAAAAUUUGAGCUUAUUUUGGCUUGCGUCUGUAGACAUAUUGUCCAGUCUGUUGCAGUCCUUCACAGAUGCUUUUUGAGAGUCCAGCCACAUGCCAUUGCUGCUGGUGCUACUGCCCAGGUCUGAGUGUUCGUUGUUUUCCUGAAUAUAAGGCUGGAUGAUUGAGCAUAGGUUAACUCUUGUCUAUUCUCAGCCUGGCAGCCUAGACAGGUCUGUCACACUGCACCCAUGAAAGGUAGCACCUUACAUGCUACCGCAUCCUCUAGAAUAACCUUUUCUUUAAAAAUCUUUUUUAUUUUUAUUUUUUUUUCCUCCUCUUCUUCCGCCCCAAAGCCAUAGUCUUUUGUGACCCAUAAAGUUGGGUCUUCUCUAGCUUCUCCUGCUGCCGCUUCCUACUCAUUGUUCACUCUCUUGCUGAAGCCACUCAGGCCUCCCGGUUGGUCCCUGGGUAUGUUAGGGCCUUUGCCCUGGCUAUUCCUGCAGUACUCGUCCCCUGCUAGUCAUACAGCUCCUGCCUUCACCUCCUCCCAAACCAGUACUAACGCAGCCCUUUCUCCAGCCAAGCUGCUCUGCCCUUCCCACCCCCAUUCUCAGCACACCUGACCUUGGCCUAUGCCUUGUUUUCUCUGUAGCACUUAACAUCUUCUAGCCUAGCCUUUUUAAAAAAGAUUAUCUAUUUGUUUCUUUCGAGACAGUCUCACUCUGUUGCCUAGGUUGGAGUGCAGUAACAGGAUCAUGGCUCACUGCAGCCUUAACCUUCUGGGCUCAAGUGAUUCUCCUGUCUUAGCCUUGCCAGUAGCUGAGACUACAAGUCCUAUAUUUCUUAAAAAUAGGGGAUAUUGUCAAUUACCAAUAUCCCCUUGCCUUGUUGAAUUGUAAUCCAAGAGUAGAACCUUUGUGUCCUUCAUUAAUGUAUCCUAAAUUCCUAGAAAGGUUCCUAGCAAUGAAUAUGUGGAUAAAUCCACAAUAAGUAAUAAAUAAUAAUAUAUCCACAGUAAAUAUGUUAAUAAAUCCAAGAGAACUUUGCUUAAGAUGUAUGUAAAUCUCUUUGGAUCCUUGUAGCACAUCUGAGGUAUGCACGUCAGGGAUGGUCAGCCUCAUUUUAUAGAUUAGCAUGUGUGUGUUUGUAGUGUUGUUUGUUUGUUUAGUGUUUGUGCAGUGAUUGUUCCCCUAUCUCUCCAACCUAAUGGUAGUAUAAGCUCCUGGAGGAUUAGGGCUGUGUUUUGAAGCCCUACUUUCCAUCGUCUGGGGAAACUUACACAGUACUAACCUUUCUGUCUUCUAGCUUUUUGACACUGUAAUAUAUAAUAAAUUGUAGUUAACCAUAUUCACCCUGUAGUAUUGCAGAGCACCAGAGCUCAUUCCUCCUACCUAGCUGUAAUUUUGUAUCUUAACCAACCUCUCCCUGUCCUCUCUUCUCCCAUGCAUUCCAGUCUCUCAUAACCACAAUUGUACUCUAUACUUCCAUUCACUCAGUGUUUUUCUUAGCUCCCACAUAUGAAUGAGAACAUGUAAUAUUUGUCUUUUUGUUCCUGACUUACUUCAUUUAAGAUAAGGUUCUCCAGGUUCAUCCGUGUUGCCACACAGGAUAGAAGUGGAAUUACUGGGCAAAGGGCAUUCAGAUUUGGGAGAAGUAGCCCCAGAAAUAAAAGCAUCAGAGAGACGGACAGCUGUGGCCAUUGCAGAUUUGGAAUGGAGAGAAAUGGAAGGAGAUGAUUGCGAGUUCCGUUAUGGAGAUGGUGCAAAUGAGGCUCAGGACAAUGAUUUUCCAACAGUGGAGAGAAGCAGGUUUCAAGAAAUGCUGUCACUUUUGGGCCUAGAGACGUACCAGGCCCAGAAACUCAGUCUCCAGGACUCUCUGCAGAUCAGUUUUGACAGCAUGAAGAACUGGGCCCCUCAGGUUCCCAAAGACUUGCCCUGGAAUUUCCUCAGGAAGCUGCAGGCCCUCAACGCUGAAGCCAGGAAUACCACCAUGGUGCUGGACGUGCUCCCAGAUGCCAGGCCUGUGGAGAAGGAGAGCCAGAUGGAAGAGGAGAUCAUCUACUGGGACCCAGCUGAUGACCUUGCUGCCGACAUUUAUUCCUUUUCUGAGCUGCCCACCCCGGACACGCCAGUGAACCCCUUAGACCUUCUCUGUGCCCUGCUGCUCUCCUCAGACAGUUUCCUGCAACAAGAAAUAGUGUUGAAAAUGGCCCUCUGCCAGUUUGCACUCCCGCUCGUGUUGCCUGACUCAGAGAACCACUACCAUACAUUUCUGCUGUGGGCCAUGCGGGGCAUUGUGAGGACAUGGUGGUCCCAGCCCCCAAGGGGCGUGGGGAGCUUCCGGGAAGACAGCGUGGUCUUGUCCAGGGCGCCCGCCUUUGCCUUCGUGCGCAUGGACGUCAGUAGCAACUCAAAGUCUCAGCUUCUCAACGCCGUCCUCAGCCCAGGCCACAGGCAGUGGGACUGCUUCUGGCAUCGGGACCUCAACUUGGGCACCAAUGCCCGGGAGAUUUCGGAUGGGUUGGUAGAAAUUUCCUGGUUUUUUCCCAGUGGAAGGGAGGACCUGGACAUUUUCCCAGAACCUGUGGCCUUUCUGAACCUGAGAGGUGACAUCGGGUCUCACUGGCUGCAGUUUAAGCUCUUGACAGAAAUCUCCUCCGCCGUGUUUAUAUUGACUGACAAUAUCAGUAAGAAGGAAUACAAACUGCUGUACUCCAUGAAGGAGUCAACCACAAAAUACUACUUCAUCCUGAGUCCCUACCGUGGGAAACGUAACACAAACCUGAGAUUUCUGAAUAAGUUAAUUCCUGUGCUCAAAAUAGACCACUCGCACGUCCUGGUGAAGGUCAGCAGCACCGACAGCGAUAGCUUCGUGAAGAGGAUCAGGGCCAUCGUCGGGAAUGUGCUGCGGGCACCCUGCAGGCGGGUGUCUGUGGAGGACAUGGCACACGCAGCCCGCAAGCUGGGCCUAAAGGUCGACGAGGACUGUGAGGAGUGUCAGAAGGCGAAAGACCGGAUGGAGAGGAUUACCAGGAAAAUCAAGGACUCGGAUGCCUACCGAAGGGAUGAGCUGAGGCUGCAGGGGGACCCCUGGAGAAAGGCAGCCCAAGUGGAGAAGGAGUUUUGCCAGCUCCAGUGGGCCGCGGACCCCCCCGAGAAGCACAGGGCUGAGCUGAGGCGGCGGCUGCUAGAACUUCGAAUGCAGCAGAACGGCCACGAUCCCUCCUCGGGGGUGCAGGAGUUCAUCUCAGGGAUCAGCAGCCCCUCCCUGAGUGAGAAGCAGUACUUCCUGAGGUGGAUGGAGUGGGGCUUGGCGCGGGUGGCCCAGCCGAGACUGAGACAGCCUCCGGAGAUGCUUCUCACCCUGAGAACAAAGCACGGGGGCCCCACAGACUUGGGGGAGCCACUCUGGCCUGAGCCCCUGGGGGUGGAACACUUCCUGCGGGAGAUGGGACAGUUUUACGAGGCCGAGAGCUGCCUUGUGGAGGCGGGAAGGCUGCCGGCAGGCCAGAGGCGUUUUGCCCACUUCCCCGGCUUGGCCUCGGAGCUGCUGCUGACAGGGCUGCCUCUGGAGCUGAUCGAUGGGAGCACCCUGAGCAUGCCUGUCCGCUGGGUCACGGGGCUCCUGAAGGAGCUGCACCUCCGACUGGAGAGACGCUCAAGGCUGGUGGUCCUGUCAGCCCUCGGGGUGCCAUGCACGGGCAAGUCCACGCUCCUUAACACCAUGUUUGGUCUGCGGUUUGCCACAGGGAAGAGCUGCGGUUCUCGAGGAGCCUUCAUGCAGCUCAUCACAGUGGCCGAGGGCUUCAGCCAGGACCUGGGCUGUGACCACAUCCUGGUGAUAGACUCUGGGGGGUUGAUAGUUGGGGCCUUGACCUCAGCUGGGGACAGGUUUGAGCUGGAGGCUUCCUUGGCCACUCUGCUCAUGGGGCUGAGCAAUGUCACCGUGAUCAGCUUAGCUGAAACCAAGGACAUUCCAGCAGCUAUUUUGCAUGCAUUUCUGAGGCUGGAAAAAACGGGGCACAUGCCCAACUACCAGUUUGUAUACCAGAACCUUCAUGAGGUAUCUGUUCCUGGCCCCAGGCCAAGAGACAAGAGACAGCUCCUGGAUCCACCUGGUGACCUGAGCAGAGCUGCAGCCCAGAUGGAGAAACAGGGUGACAGCUUCCGGGCACUGGCAGGCCUGGCCUUCUGCGAUCCUGAGAAGCAGCACAUCUGGCACAUCCCUGGCCUGUGGCACGGAGCACCUCCCAUGGCCGCAGUGAGCUUGGCCUACAGUGAAGCCAUAUUUGAAUUGAAGAGAUGCCUACUUGAAAACAUCAGGAACGGCCUGUCCAACCAAAACAAAAACAUCCAGCAGCUCAUUGAGCUGGUGAGACGGCUGUGAGUGUGCAGAGAAACCCGGGUCAGGUGUAGGCGGCUGCUGUGGGCAGCCCUGUCUGAUGGGGCACCCAUGUGGGGCUGUGCCCUGGUGCCUGAGAAUGGCUGGUGCCCAAUCGACAUGAGAAGAAGCAGCAAAAGAGAGUUGGAGUCUCCUCAACAGUGUUAAAAGAGGAAGUGACCUCACAGACCAGCUCAGAGAUGUUACCAGGAAUAUAACAGCCCCCAGGGUAGGGAGACAAGCAGAAGUUUGUUCUGUCUCAGCUCCUGUCAAGGAUCCUAUGGGGUGGGCCCUCUGUACAGCUGCUCUCUGUCACUGGCCCCUGGAGUGGGAGCAGCAUCCUGAGUCACUACAAGCCUAGGCAGGCAGGUUGGGACACUACUGUCCCAGGACAGAGGUGGGGAAGUUGUCCUGAGAAAGCAGAGGUAGGCCUUGCUCCAGCCCAACCCAAGGGGCUCCGGUGGACCAGCAUUCAAGAUGUAAGUGCCAGUGGUGUGCAAGGCACUCCCAUGGCACCGUAUUUAUUGACUGAUCUGUGAAGCCUUCCCUGACCCAUGCCCAGGAAGAGUUCAUUGGUCGCUCUGUUGUGCCCCACAGCACUUUGUUAUACCUCUGCCACACACUUCACGCAGUGCGUUGUAACUCAUGUGUUUACAUGUGUGUCCCCCAGACUGUGAGCUCCUUGAGGGCAGGGAUUGUACAUUCUCCAGCUCUGUGUCCCCAGGGCCUGGCACAUUGUAGACGCUUAAUAAAUGUCUAUUGAAUGAA